This is a messenger RNA of Octopus bimaculoides (California two-spot octopus), 5200 nucleotides long. Its product is annotated as ral GTPase-activating protein subunit beta. Gene Ontology annotation, molecular function: GTPase activator activity. Lineage: Eukaryota; Metazoa; Mollusca; Cephalopoda; Octopoda; Octopodidae. Gene Ontology annotation, biological process: activation of GTPase activity; regulation of small GTPase mediated signal transduction. The record is from RefSeq and is a predicted model, not a curated record.
AUUUCAUCAAUAAUCUAAACAAAUAUGUAAAAGGUUCAGUCUAGAAAAUACACAUAUGUUUGUGGAAUUGUACUUUGUUGUUAAAUGUGAAUUUGACGACUUUAUUUCAAUACAUAUUAGUUAAUAUAACUUGGAAAAUAAAGUCUGGUCACUGCGAGUUAUGAAAACUUCGGACCAUAGUUAUUUGCCCUUGACAGUAGACUUCUUCUGUCAUAGCAGACAAAAUGUAAUGGCCGCCAAUCGUACAUGGUUAUGGCAUUGAAUUGAUGCUCUCUGAUAGAUUCUGUGACGAGAUCCAGCCAGUUCUGAACACCUGCUUAUUCACUUCAAAUAUAUAAUGAAGAAAAGAGGGCUGAGGACAAAGCCCCAGUGAACAUCCAUCUGCAUGAUUUACUUCAUCGUUGGCUAUCAUGUAUUCAGAGUGGGCUCCGCUUCAACGGGAGAUUCAAUGUAACAAAGCCAACCAAAGUGUCCUACAGAAGUUCCCAGCAGCUGCUGGGAAAGAAAUAGUUUGUUCUGUUGUAAAACAUCUUGCAAAAAACUGCUCAACAUCAACAAUCGCUGUUGAUCUUGAGGAAGACAAGGAUGUAAAAUGGACAAUAGAGGUGCUUUGCUUUGGCCUCAGCCUACCAUUGACUGAGCAUGAAGCCAUUCGUGACUGUGUGAAUAUUUAUUGUGAUUGGUUGACAUCUCUGACAUCACCGCUAGAAAGUGUACCUAAACCUGUUAUUGAAAACCCCAACCUCUAUGCACGAGAAAUUAUCCAUCAUCUGCUGAACUUGUUUGUACCAAGAGUUGGAUCGAGUGUGGACCAUGUUAAACGCCAGUCAGCACAGUGUCAGCGAGUGUUGCGCAGUAUUGAAACUGUUGCUUUGGACUCAACUAUACUCACAAGAAGUACGUGGGAAACUAUGCUGAAGUUUCUUCUUGCUGCUAAUGAUAGCCUAUUAGCACCACCAGCUGAGAAAGAUGACAUUGGACUGAGCUCACCUGACAUUGCCGAACAUCUGUGUGAACGAGUCCUAAGUGUUCUUUUCGAGAUCUGGAUUUUAGCAUGUGCUCGAUGUUUUCCAUCCCCUUCCUUAUGGAAGACUUUCCGUAAUAUGUGUGUUGAUUGGCGCCAUCAUGAUGCCCUUGUCCAACAGUGGCAUCGCAUCAACCAUGCACUGUUAUCGCGUUUGCUCAAGAUCAUGUAUGGACCCAGUUAUCCUGAAUUACAAAUAUGUAUUCCCCAGUGUACUAAGGAUUUAGCUAAUUCUACAAAUACAUCUAAUACUCGAACUUCCAGCACAGCAUGUACUCCACCUGGUCAACGGAAACCACCCAUGAGACCUUUCUCUGCUGUUACAGCACCACUCACCCAAAAAACUUCCUCCAAGUCUUCAUCAACAUCAUCUAAUUUAUGCAAAAUGGCUUCACCGCUAACACCUUCAAUAGGCACAGGUCAACUCCUGUUGGACUGCAGUCUCACAAUGGCACCUAACCGUCCUCAAUGUAAUAGUAUUUUGAAUCUUUUUGGUGCCUGGCUUUUUGAGGCAGCUUUGGCUGGAGUUAUGUUGCAUCCUUGUCACAGUGAAACAGCCCAGAAACAAGAUAGACGGACCAAUUCUUUGAGUGAAAGUCGACAUAGCUCUUUAGCUGUGGAUUACUGUUCAGAUAAGAACCGCAUUGCUGACAACACUUACGAAUGUGGACGGGCUGAAGCUUGUGGAACACUCUGCCGGAUAUUCUGUGCUCAUCGUACUGGUGAAGAAAUUCUACCAGUGUAUUAUGCUCGGUUCUACAUUACUAUGUAUUAUGGACUACAGACAGAUGAUAGCAUGAGUAACGAAGUGCUAUCAAGUAUCUUGUUUAAUUCUUGUGACCUCUUGCGAGUAGAUUUGGCAGGAGCUCAGAUUCUUGUUCCUGAUAUCCUAAAUGCUCUUGAAUUAGUUCUCAGUGAUUCUUCACAAAAAUUCAACCUCAUCGAUGGAACAAAGGGUUAUUUGAGAAUUUCACAGUGGAAAAGAAAAAAGAAACUAGUGAUGUACACCUACUUGCCUAACUUAGCUGAGGUAGAUGUGGUUGACAUAUUAUCUAGUCCUGAAAGUUGUGAUCGAAAAAUAUCAUUUAUUUCUCUUAAAUUCAAAAUAACUGAACUUUUACUUCGAGCAUUGCGCCAGGAAACAGAUGCGUCAAACACACAGAUGUUGUUAGGUGGUUUAAUGUUAUUGGUGCAGGACCUAGCACUGUGUGAGGAAGCUGAGUUCCAUUCUGUUCAACCACAACACGAUAUCUGCUUGAAUGAUUCUGAUGUGUCUUCAGAUUUCUCUAAGAGUAGCAGCAUAUCUGGAGAGACAUCAGUUUUAGAGGGCUUUCAAAAGAUUCCUCCAGUGCAAAUGAAUGGCUUUGAGGACUGCCAUGGCAGCAGAAACUUGCAUGGAACAAAGCUUUCCUCCAGUUCGGGAUCUUUCAUGUUCACAAAUAUCAGAUUUUGUGAUACAGACACUGCUCACAGCUUGUUUGGUCAAGCCACUUCUUUAGUAUGCCACCGAUUAAUGUCUUCUUGGAAGACUGAUCUGAACACAGCACUGGCAGCAAUGGAACUUUUAUCAGGUCUUGCUAAAGUUCGAGUGAAACCACCUAAUGAAGGAAUGAGCAAGCGAACAGUGAAGUGGAUAUGUGAUUUCAUUAUGUAUCAGUGUAGCCGACCACCAACAGCACAUUCAAGAGACCUUCACUCUAGAAUUGUUGCAGCUUUCAAGUGCCUGAAGCUGUGGCUUGUUGAGCAUAGUAGCCUGCUCUAUGAUAAAGAAUGUCUACAUAAUGUCCUUGAAGUUGUAGAGCUUGGUAUUUCUGGUUCUAAAUCUCAGGAUAAAGAGGAUGACUCACAGACAGUAAAAAGUAAAGUAGAGAAGGAGUCCAAAUCUUCUUCGGCACUGAAGCAUCGAGCAACAGAUGAACCAAAAUACAAAGGAGAGAAACAGCUGAAGCCUAAAUCCAUGAGAGUUAAAGAUGCUGCUGAAGAAGUCCUCACGUGUAUUAUUGACCAAGUGACGGAUCUUCUUGAGUACAGCAAGGUACCAGAUAUCUCAAUCCUUUGCCAUCUCCUUUAUCCAUUACCUACAGUAACAGCUCUCAUCCGUGGUCCUUUUGGACGACAUGCCUGGACUAUGCAACUUCGACACCAGCCACGCAAAGUAAUUAACCACUCCAAAGCUAAUGUUUCUCAGGUUCAACGACCGUCUCCCAUGGAGAACGUUGGCUUUAAACACAAUGUAAAGCAUCGAUACUUUCCUGAUAUUGUGGAAACAAUUCCUGCAACAAAAUUAGAAUUCAGCAUUCCAACUAUGGAGUCUAUUGUGACAGAGAAGACUUCAUCAGAACUUGAAGUUCUUCGACAGAUAAUAGACACACAAGUAGCUUUUGAAAAUAACAUUGCUGAACAGGUCACUGAGAAGAGAAAACGCAACUGUCAUCAAGUUAACUCCGACACAGAAUGCAAACCACCCAAAAUUCGAAAUGAGUUUCAGACAGCACGGUUAUUUCUUUCACAUUAUGGGUUCCUUUCUCUGGAAGCACUGAGGGAAUCAAGUAACAGCAGCGUUCCGCCACCCUUGGUAAUUUUAGACAGUACAAACAGUGCCUUGUUCUCAGAUCUUGAAACAUUAGAUGGAAUUCCAAGCCGUGAUAGUGAUACUGUGCAUGUGUUUUACAUGAAGUCUGGCCAGAAAACUCCUGAAGAAAUUGUACAAAAUGUGAACUCUGUUGACAGUGUGCAGCCUCAGUUUCUAGAAUUUUUACAGUCCCUUGGUUGGCCUGUGUUUGUACAGAAACAUGCCGGCUGGACAGGUAAUUUAUCGACCAGCUGGAAACUUAUUCAUGAAGAAGAUGUCAAUGAAGAUGAAAUUCCUUCCAAUACGGGUGGCAGUAUUUAUGAUGGUCGGCAACAAAUCCUUUACUGGGCAGAUGUCUCUUCUGAAGUAGCAUUUGUGGUUCCUUCAACAGAUACGGUACACAAUGGAUCUUUAAUUUUAGACAAAAACCAGUCAGGAUCCAUCAAUAAAAAGUUCUCAACCGGAACUGAUCUCAGUUUGACCAAACCAAAGUCUCUUAUCUUGUUGGCAGACAAAAAUGGUAAAGAAAAAGAGAGUCCUGGUUCACCUCCAGAAGUUCCAAUAAUGAGAGGCAAAAAAUAUGGUCGUCAUUCAUCUUUGGCCGUUGGGCCAGACACACGGGUGUUUGUAGUAUGGUUAGAAAGCUUUGAAGACUGUGAUAAUUUUCCUUCCAAUGACUUACUAAGUUACACCAACACAGGAAUGGAGCAGUAUAGCUACAAUUCCAGUGCAUCAACAACUCAGAGAAACCAAGAGAUAUAUAUUAUAUUUAUUCAUGCGUUACAAAAUGGUUUAUUCCGAGUGCGAAUGCAAGGGCCAACCAAACGAGUUGCCAUGGCAAUACCUCUUGUUGAUGGAAUGGUAGUAAGUCGACGAUCUUUAGGAACUCUUGUUAGACAAACAGCCAUAAACAUAUGCCGGCGGAACAGAUUGGAAAGUGAAUCUUACCAGCCACCUCAUGUACGAAGGAAAGUUAAGAUUCAGGAGAUAGUUAAUAAACACCGGAGCAAAAUGACUGUUCCAGAAUUCUAUGCAGCAUUAUUCCAGAACGUAGCCAAAUGAAUACAAAGUCCAGAGCCGUUACGUUUGUGUGUAUAUAUAUAAUAUAUGUAUUGUAUGAUAUUUGUAUGCAUGUAUGUAUGAAUGAAUAAACAAGAGUAUAUAUAUAUAUAUAUAUACAUAUAUAUAUAUAUAUAUAUGUAUAUGUGAAAGAAAUAUAAAGACAAACAGCUGCCAAUCAGGAAGAAUGUAUUGCAGUAUUGGCAGCAAUGAUUACUAUUACUACGAGUAUUUGUCAGAAUAAGUAUUAAUGGGUUUGGUAAAUUGAUUCCUAAAUUUCUUUCAUAAUGGAGAGAUCCGUACCAUGGAGAUCCAGUCCUUUUCACUGAACACUAAACCUCCUCUCCACUCGAGGAUAAAACCACACUUCAAGGAGGGCUAUUAUUUUACAGAGAUAUUUUCUUGGCCAGUAUUUUCAAACCACGUUCAUGUUUGUAUAUGUGUGUGUGUGUAUAUAUAUAUAUAUAUAUAUAUAUACACACAUACACACACACACACACACACACACACACACACACACACACACACACACACACACACAUAUA